Molecule: messenger RNA, 881 nt
Organism: Alternaria rosae
Lineage: Eukaryota; Fungi; Ascomycota; Dothideomycetes; Pleosporales; Pleosporaceae
Product: RmlC-like cupin domain-containing protein
Exons: 1
Coding region: 245-799 (184 amino acids)
Source: RefSeq, a predicted model, not a curated record
AAUGCCUUUUUUCCGACAAUACAAGACGCAAGAGGUAACGAGGCGACAGUACAUGCAUAGGCAUAUGUAUACCCCUUCAACCCGCACUUCCGCAAUAUCGUACUCCCAUCUGCAACUGCCAUUAUUCAAACGUACCUUGCAUGCAUCCGCAUCCGCGCAUGCAGUCUACCGCUCUCUCCCGGAUAGCACCUCCCCUGUCAAAAGAGAAUCGGAUUUCGUCACCAGUCACACAACAUAAACCACGAUGCGUUCCACAACAUCGAACCGACCUGUCAAACCUCUAGUCCUGCAUGCCGCACAAAUAGCCAAUAUGGCACCCGAAGGCUUCCCCGAUCCCAGCAUAGGAGGCAACGUAACAUGGAAAACGUUGGUUUCGAAUGAGAAGACUGAUACGGAUACCUUCACAGUGGGCGUUGCGACGUGUCCGCCUGGAAGGGUCGUGGCUUGUCCCGCGUCUUCUUCUAGGGAAGACACUGGGGCUUCAACUCCUUCUUUGCAUAGUCCGGAGUCUUUGGGCGAUGCGGGGUUUCUUAAGUUGCAUCGGCAUACGCACGCAGAGAUGUAUCAUGUCGUCUCUGGUACUGGGAUAGUUUGUAUUGAUGGGCAAGAGUUUGAAGUUAGGCAGGGCUCAGUUGUAUUCAUCCCUGGUGAUGCAGAACAUGGAAUUUUCAACGCGGGGAAAGAGGACUUGGUUUGGUUAUAUGCUUUCGCUGCAGGUGGAUUUGGCGAGAUCGUAUAUCGAUUUAGUGAGCAGGGUGGGAGUGGGAAAGGCGGUAAGGACGUGAAGGCAAAGUUGUAAUGAGAUGGACACAGUGGACAGUCGAGAGUGAAGAAAGGCCCAUUGUUCUGUCGUCUAGACACACGCACUUUCGCAGACUGCU